CCCUGCACACUACACUGGGACCAGUGAGUGACUCCGGAAAUGCUGCCCCAAUGGGAACUGACUCUUUACCUGCUUGCUUCCCUGGGCUUCCACUUCUACUCUUUCUAUGAAGUUUACAAAGUCUCCAGGGAGCAUGAAGAUGAACUGGACCAAGAAUUUGAGCUGGAGAUGGACACUCUAUUUGGAGGACUGAAGAAGGACCCGACUGACUUUGAGUGGAAUUUCUGGCUGGAAUGGGGGAAGCGGAGCCUGGUGUGGCUCUUUCUUGGCCAUGCAGCUGUGUCUCAGUUGGCCACACUGCUCGCAAAGAAGCACAGACCCUGGAUCGUCAUGGUCUAUGGAAUGUGGGCCUGUUGGUGUGUGCUGGGGGCCCCGGGCGUGGCCAUGGUCUUUCUCCACGCCACCAUCGCCUUCUGCGUGGCCCAGUUCCGGUCAGUGCUCUUGUCCUGGCUGUGUUCUCUCCUCCUGCUCUCCACCCUGAGACUGCCAAGUGUGGAGGAGGUUAAGAGGCGGUGGUACGAGACAGACAGUGAAUACUACCUGCUGCAGUUCACGCUGACUGUUCGCUGCCUGUUCUACACCAGCUUCAGCCUGGAGCUGUGCCGGCAGCCUGCGCCUGCGCCUGCCCAGCCGGGCUCUUCCUUCCCGUGGCUGCUGGCCUAUGUCUUUUAUUAUCCUGUCUUCCACAACGGACCCAUCCUCAACUUCCCGGAGUUCUUCAAACAGAUGCAGCAGCCAGAGCUCAGCUCUCCGAAGCAAAGCCUUUGCAUUCUAGCCAAGGGCCUGGGCCGCCUGCUCUGCUGGUGGUGGCUGGCUGAACUGAUGGUCCAUCUCAUGUUCAUGCAUGCCCUCCACAGCAGCCCCCUCCUGGAGAGCGUUUCCUGCUGGACCUUAGGAGGACUGGCCCUGGCCCAAGUACUCUUCUUCUAUGUGAAAUACUUGGUGCUCUUCGGUGUUCCGGCCCUGCUCAUGCGCCUGGACGGUCUCAAACCACCACCCCUUCCCCGCUGCGUCAGCACCAUGUUCAGCUUUACUGGGAUGUGGAGGUAUUUUGAUGUUGGACUACACAAUUUCUUGAUCAGGUAUGUGUACAUUCCCCUGGGCGGGUCCCAGCGUGGCCUGCUGGGAACACUGCUUUCUACCGCGAUGACAUUUGCAUUUGUGAGCUACUGGCACGGUAGCUAUGAAGACCUCUGGUGCUGGGCAACGCUCAACUGGUUGGGAGUCACCGUGGAGAGUGGAGCCCAGAGGCUGCUGGAGAGGCGCUGUGUCCGGGAGACCUUGACCCGGUACCUCUCCCCGCAAGCUCGCCGCCGGCUGCACGCUCUGCUCGCCUCUUGCUCGACCUCCAUGCUGAUCCUGUUCAACCUGGUGUUUCUUGGGGGGAUUCAAGUUGGCAAAACCUACUGGGACAGGAUCUUCCUGCAAGGCUGGCCGUGGGUGACCCUGUCUGUCCUGGGGUUCCUGUACUGUUAUUCACAUGUGGGUAUUGCCUGGGCUCAGACAUACACAGUUCUCUAAUGCUACUGGACUGGGUCAGCCUGGCUGUCAGCCUUCAAGGGACUUGGCAUUUUGACUGGACCUCUUACUCCGAGAGCAUCCCUGAAGGACACCUUCCACCCCAGGACCAUCCCUGGGGAUACCUUCCACUCCAGGACCAUCCCUGAGGACACCUUCCAUUCUGAGAGCAUCCCUGAGGACACCUUCCAUUCUGAGAGCAUCCCUGAGCGAUCACCUUCAAUUCUGAGAGCAUCCCUGAGCAAUCACCUUCCAUUCUGAGAGCAUCCCUGAGCGAUCACCUUCAAUUCUGAGACCAUCCCUGAGCAAUCACCUUCCACUCCAGGACCAUACCUGAGGACACCUUCCACUCCGAGACCAUACCUGAGGACACUUUCCAUUCUGAGACCAUCCCUGAGUGAUCACCUUCAACUCAUCUUCUGCUGAAGAUGCUUCAUUCAGAGCCUCACAUCUAUCUCUAUCACAGAAAAUGUACAACCUGAAAAUCUUCUAAUUCUGGAGCCUCAAAGAUUAUCUGCCUACCCCCAAUAAGCUAUCCAGUGCAUAAGCAGAGUUCGGAGCAGUCUGGGGUUCUUCCCAAUUACACAUGGUGACAUCUGUUCUAGAAACUACCGUUGAUCUGUUGAAAGGUUCAGCAUGGUGGAUACUUAUUGUCUAGGCAUGGACGAUAGGCCUGCCUCUCUGAGACAUUCCAUGAUGUUUUGGUGACCCCUUUCCAUGUUCUGCAACUGGGGACUCUGGACUGGCCUGCACAUAAUGGUCCUUAGCAGGGAGGCGGCAAAGCCAUAGCCAUGUUCCCGGUGGCCUGGCUAGCAUGGGUGAUGUACACGUGGAGGAUCCCAGGAAGUUCUGCAGUCUGAACUUUACUGGGGCUGCUGUUCUUCAAGACCUCUAGCCAUGGAGUCCCCCGACCCUUCUUUCUCAGCGGUUCUGUUUAAAACAGAACCCUUCUUUCUCAGCAUGGGAGUUUAAAAGCCAGAAGAUGGGUGCUCCCACAGACAGGUGCUAUUGGGCAAGUCCUCAGGAAGGGUGUUGGCCCAAGGUCCCACGUGCUAUGUGUGUUUUGC
This is a messenger RNA of Arvicola amphibius (Eurasian water vole), 2585 nucleotides long. RefSeq names its product hedgehog acyltransferase (gene Hhat). The transcript has 11 exons. NCBI's taxonomy places the organism in Eukaryota, Metazoa, Chordata, Mammalia, Rodentia, Cricetidae. Gene Ontology annotation, cellular component: endoplasmic reticulum. Bases 40 to 1521 code for a protein of 493 amino acids. Gene Ontology annotation, biological process: protein palmitoylation. Gene Ontology annotation, molecular function: palmitoyltransferase activity. The record is from RefSeq and is a predicted model, not a curated record.